Nematolebias whitei (Rio pearlfish) is the source of this 1305-nucleotide messenger RNA. RefSeq names its product ubiquitin-conjugating enzyme E2R 2 (gene ube2r2). The coding region runs from base 523 to 1305 and encodes 260 amino acids. Gene Ontology annotation, biological process: ubiquitin-dependent protein catabolic process; protein polyubiquitination. The record is from RefSeq and is a predicted model, not a curated record. Lineage: Eukaryota; Metazoa; Chordata; Actinopteri; Cyprinodontiformes; Rivulidae. The transcript has 6 exons. Gene Ontology annotation, molecular function: ubiquitin conjugating enzyme activity.
AGUAAACCUCUCGCUUGCGGUCCUGUGCUUUCAGGGACCGGGGGCUCGACCUCGUCGGUGUUUCCCGCCGCUGCUGAAAGCAGAAAAACCCGCUUCUUCUGUGUUUUUGAACCAAGUUGCUUCGGUCGGUGGGGGUUUAGCUGACGUGUGGAGAAGUUGAGACCGCUGGGGGAGCACGGAAACAAACAUAAACAAGCGGGGACCAGCUGAGCGCCUGCCCGAACCCAACCAGCAGCUCGGGGUAGAUGGCAGGGGCGCCGAACCCCCGUAUCUGAGCGAGGCUUGAGAGUGAGAAUUGCUCCAUGUCAACUGUCAACACGGGCACACAAAGAAUCCUGAAGCACGAGGAGGAGCAGCGGCAGACUGGAGGAGAAACCCCUCCGCUCCUGUUGUGAACACGGCGCUAGCAUGGACAGCCAUUGAGCUCACCUUUCCAGCUCGAACCCAACGACUGCUUAUUUCAGUGCGAGGCAACAGAGGUUUCGCUGAUCUGUGGCCCCUGGUGUCACAAGAGGAGAUAACAUGGCCCACCAGGCGACCCCCAGUUCCCAGAAGGCCCUGAUGAUGGAGCUGAAGUCCCUCCAGGAGCAGCCGGUGGAGGGCUUCCGCAUCACCCUGGUAGAGGAGUCUGACCUCUACAACUGGGAGGUGGCCAUCUUCGGGCCCCCCAAUACCCUGUAUGAAGGGGGCUACUUCAAGGCUCACAUCAAGUUCCCAGUUGACUACCCGUACUCUCCUCCCACCUUUCGCUUCCUCACCAAGAUGUGGCACCCAAAUAUUUAUGAGAACGGAGAUGUGUGCAUCUCCAUCCUGCACCCCCCUGUCGAUGACCCACAGAGCGGGGAGCUGCCGUCUGAGAGGUGGAACCCCACCCAGAACGUCAGGACCAUCCUUCUCAGUGUGAUCUCUCUGCUCAACGAGCCCAACACCUUCUCCCCAGCCAACGUGGACGCCUCCGUCAUGUUUCGUAAAUGGAGGGACAGCAAAGGCAAGGACAAGGAGUACGCAGAGAUUAUCAGGAAGCAGGUGAUGUCAACAGCAGCCGAGGCAGAGCGCGAUGGCGUGAAGGUGCCGACCACGCUGGCGGAGUACUGCAUCCAGACCAGGGUUCCCUCUCAGGACAGCAGCUCGGACCUCCUCUACGACGACCUGUACGAUGACGACAUGGAGGAGGAGGACGAGGAGGACGACGAGAGCGAGAUGGAGUCCAUAGGCGAGGCAGGGUGCAUGACCUCGGUGGAGGACGGCGGGACGUCCACCAGGCACUACGACAACCAGGACGACUCCGGAAACGAAGAGUCGUGA